Messenger RNA from Mercenaria mercenaria, 981 nucleotides. Its product is annotated as UDP-GalNAc:beta-1,3-N-acetylgalactosaminyltransferase 1-like. The coding region runs from base 1 to 981 and encodes 326 amino acids. Gene Ontology annotation, molecular function: hexosyltransferase activity. The transcript is spliced from 2 exons. Lineage: Eukaryota; Metazoa; Mollusca; Bivalvia; Venerida; Veneridae. The record is from RefSeq and is a predicted model, not a curated record. Gene Ontology annotation, cellular component: membrane.
AUGCAACCUGGAUUAUUACAACUUAUCAAUCCAGCUGAACCAAAAUAUCCUUACGAUGUCCAUUAUAUUAAAGAAGAUGAGGCAUUUUGUUCCUCAGUUACAAAUCUUACUUUCUUAGUCAUUGUGUUAUCAUCUACAACAAACUUUAACAGAAGGCAAACAUUGAGAAAAACCUGGGCAAACGAAUCCUUAUAUACUUCGUACGGAACACUGAAGAUUGUAUCUCUUCUAGGAAUCACCGAUAAAGCCAAAGUCCAGAAACAAAUUGAUGAAGAAUUUAAUCUCUAUGGUGAUACGGUUCAAGGAGCUUUUCUAGAUACUUAUGAAAAUCUGACACAUAAAUCAACAAUGGGAUUUAAAUGGGCAACUGAAAGAUGCAGAAAUGCAAAAUAUAUUAUAAAAACAGAUGACGAUGUAGUGAUCAAUAUGUUUGAGCUUUUUCAAAACAAUAAACUAAGCGAAUCCGAAAACAAAACUCAUGUGCUCUGCCAUCGUCAAUCGACUAGGGUUUUAAGAGAUGAAAGCGAAAAAUGGUUUGUCGACCAUUACCAGUUUAAGGGAAUGAGUAGAUUACCUCCAUAUUGCGGGGGUCUUUUUGUGAUGAUUUUAAAUGAAGUGGUUCCAUAUCUCUACGAGUCUGUUUCGAAGACACCAUUCUUUUGGUUACCAUUGUUGCUUGUAUAUAUAGCCAGGUUUUCCCUAGAUGCCUGUAUCUAUAGCAAGAAGGACCAGUCUGUAUACACAGGAUGCCCAGAGUGGCAUGUCUAUUUAGCCCGGAUGGUGUGUAUACUAAUGACACUAAAAAUGGCCUGCCUAUAUAUCACUGGUACAAAGUUUGCCUGUCUGUAUCCUAAGGAUAUCCAUAGAGGCCUGUAUGAAAAGCCAAGAUUGCCUGUCGAUAUACCUAAGAUAUCCAUAGUUGCCUUCUCUAUACCUCUAGAUACAUUGGGUGCCCAGUCAUUAUACCAAGUAUACCAUUGA